CGUCAGCCUUAGCGACCUAGGUCGCUUGAGGGGACGUACAACUCUCCGAUCUCCAAUUUAACCGCCAAUCUGAUCUGGUAUCAAAAUGGAGGAUAAAAAGGAUUUGGAGAGCGGUGACCCUGGGAUGGUUCGGCGGCAGUCCAUGAAGCUGCCGACCCUUCCGAAGGCCCUCACUCUGCAAGAGAAGAAAUACCUCCUCGCUGUGGAAAGAGGGGACAUGGCGAACGUUAGAAAGAUGCUCCAAAAAGCCAUACGGUUGAAGGACAUAGACAUAAACUGCGUGGAUGCCCUCGGCCGUGGAGCUCUUACGAUGGCGAUUGAAGGGGAGAACAUGGAGAUGGUGGAACUACUUGUGGUGAUGGGCGUGAAGACCAGGGACGCACUCCUGCAAGCUAUCAAUGCGGAGUUUGUGGAGGCUGUUGAGCUGUUGUUGGAGCACGAGGAGCUGAUCCAUAAGGAUUCGGGGCUGCACAGCUGGCAAAAAGUGGAUCCAGACACGGCCACUUUUACACCGGACAUCACUCCGCUGAUGUUGGCAGCGCACAAGAACAACUAUGAAAUCAUCAAGAUUCUGCUGGACCGCGGAGCAACCCUGCCAGAUCCUCAUGACGUGAGAUGUGGCUGCGACACCUGCAUCCGACUCUCGACAGAGGACUCCCUGCGUCACUCACUGGCUCGUCUGAAUGCCUACAGAGCUUUGAGUUCACCAUCUCUUAUAGCUCUAUCAGCAACUGAUCCCAUAUUAACCGCGUUCCAGCUAUCUUGGGAACUAAGGACGUUGGCUUUUGCAGAACCGGAAAGUAAAGCGGAGUACCUCGAGCUUCGACGUAGGGCCCAAAAGUUUGCGGUGGACCUUUUGGAUCAGUCUCGAAGCUCUCAAGAAUUGGCCGUUAUACUGAACCAUGACCCUGAGGCGCCUCCCUUCGAAGACGGCGAUCAUAUGAAGCUGGCUAGAUUGGAACUGGCGAUCGACUUCAAGCAGAAAAAGUUUGUCGCUCACCCGAACAUCCAACAACUCUUGGCCUCGAUCUGGUACGACGGUGUCCCGGGGUUCCGCAGAAAGAGUCCCUUGGAGAAGUUCAUGAUCCUGAUGAGAGUAGCGGUGAUGUUUCCGGUGUACUGCGCGAUGUACAUGAUAGCUCCUAACUGUGCCACGGGGAAGCUGAUGAGGAAACCGUUCAUGAAGUUUUUGAUACACGCCUCGAGUUAUUUGUUCUUUUUAUUUAUUCUCAUUCUCGUGUCGCUAAGAGCAGAAGUUGAGGUGAUACAACUGUUUGGAACAGAGAACAUGAUAAAACAGCUACAAAUGGAGCUCAAAAAGCAACGGGGCAACGGACCGACUUAUUUGGAGCUGGUCGUUACCGUUUAUGUUUUGGGCUUCAUUUGGCAAGAAACGCAUGAGAUAUACAUAGAAGGCAUCCGCUCGUAUCUCCGGAACAUGUGGAACUUCAUCGACUUCACUCGCAACUUCCUGUACGUGUUGGUGGCUCUGCUGAGGUUCGCGGCUUACAUACAACAGGCGGCUGAAAUAUCCAAGAACCCGCAGACCAGGUUCAUUCCUAGAGAGCACUGGGAUGCUUUUGAUCCGCAGUUGAUAGCAGAAGGACUGUUUGCUGCGGCUAAUAUAUUGAGUGCGCUGAAGCUUGUGCAUCUAUUCUCAAUUAACCCCCACCUGGGACCGCUGCAGAUUUCCCUCGGACGCAUGGUCAUUGACAUCGUGAAGUUCUUCUUUAUCUACAGUCUCGUGCUUUUCGCGUUUGCCUGUGGUCUGAACCAAUUGCUUUGGUAUUUCGCCGAUUUGGAAAAAAGCAAAUGCUAUGUAUUACCGGGCGGUUUACCCGACUGGGAUAAUGCUGGCGAUUCCUGUAUGAAGUGGCGUAGCUUUGGAAACGUAUUCGAAGCUUCACAGUCACUGUUCUGGGCGUCCUUCGGCAUGGUCGGUUUAGAGAACUUUGAGCUGGCUGGCAUCAAGAGCUACACGCGCUUCUGGGGCCUUCUCAUGUUCGGGUCAUACUCUGUGAUCAACGUAAUCGUCUUGCUGAACCUGCUCAUCGCUAUGAUGUCAAACUCUUAUGCCAUCAUUGACCAACAUUCGGAUGUCGAAUGGAAGUUCGCUCGCACUCGCCUCUGGAUGAGCUAUUUCGAAGAUAGCGCUACUCUGCCUCCACCGUUUAACAUCUUCCCGACUCCGAAACUGGUGAUGAAGCUGCUGGGCUUGAGGAAGAAGGAACAGUUGGAGACGGCACAGCAGGCUCAAAAAGAGAAAGACGACGUACGCUAUACGUCAGUGAUGCGGGCAUUAGUCUGGCGCUAUGUGUCCGCUAUGCACAGAAAGAUGGACGACGACCCUGUCACCGAGGAUGAUAUAAACGAGCUGAAGGGAGACGUGUCCGCGCUGAGAUACGAACUGCUAGAAGUGUUCGAGAGGAACGGAAUGGAUGUGUCCUUUACUGAUAGGAAGGAGAAGACGGUCCUCGCAAAACGCAUGAAGAUUUGGGAGCGUCGUUUGAUGAAGGACUUUCACGUGGCGCCGGUGUCGACUCUGGAGGAUGACGGCAAACCGGUACAUGAGGACAGCCUCGCCAGGUUCAGGCGGAUCGCCAGGAUGGCCGCUGCGGCUGCUAAGGGGUCUAAAUGGGAUCAGACAUUAGCUGCUACAGGAAUAUCGUCUCAAAUUGGGCGAUGUCGUUCCCGACAGUCGUUCAAGAACCAGCAGAACCUGCAGCGAGCUAUCGACGAAGCCAGGAGAUUGGUGCUACGAGCACCUAUUCCUGAAUCACGACCAACCACUCCGGUCGACAUGCCAGAAAGUCACAGCCAGUCAAUCCUGGAGCUGAUCAAGGAUAUUUCCUCGGAAAUUAAGGACAACAAUUAUUCAAGCGCUAGCAUGCCAAGGACUCCGGUUAAUGUAGGAGCAGGGUCAAGUGGAUUGCCUAUAAUAAGGCUCACUCAGUCAUCACCGGGUGGAGUUAAUACGAAGUCUUUAUUACCUAUCAUUCACCCACCGCUUCCAUCACCAUCAAAUAAUUCAAUGGUUCCAAGGCCUGCAAGUCCUUGCGGUAGUGAAAUACUUCAACCAGAACCAAGCCCAUUGAAGGCUAAUCGUGUCGCGGGAAAUUCUCCUCCAAAGGUCAUGAAGAAGAAAGCUCCGGCGCCACUUCCAGGAGAUGGCAAUGUGACCGAAGAGAAGUCUCCGUCGGAAAAGCCGAUGGACUCUAUAGCAGUGGCACGACCAGUGGCUCCUGAGAUCAAACCUUCGGAUGACGCUCUACCUCCACCACCGCCGUACUCCAAAAAUCGGCCGCCAACGGAUAUGAGUCCGAAACAUUCAAACAGGACGCCAGUGAAGAUGCCUAGGUCGAGGUCAAGGUCACCUUCAACUGAUGCUGUUCGUGAAUCGGUAUGGAAUGACACUGUCCCAACAAAUGCAAACUCCACACCGUUACAUCUUCUGCCUUCGUUGAGCACGGAGCACUUGAUUCCUCCUUCACCCGGGCCGACAGCUCAGAGCAUCCAAGAUGUCAGGACUAUCAAACGGCAACCUAAAACGGGAUGGCUUUAAUAUGGAUAUAUAAAAUUUUUAUUCAUUUAGUUGCGUUCAACUAUCCUUGUCGAUUUAGUUUUAUAAUACGAGUAAAUGAAAAUCGAAAUAUUA
This is a messenger RNA of Pararge aegeria (speckled wood butterfly), 3655 nucleotides long. RefSeq names its product transient-receptor-potential-like protein (gene trpl). Lineage: Eukaryota; Metazoa; Arthropoda; Insecta; Lepidoptera; Nymphalidae. Gene Ontology annotation, biological process: manganese ion transport; calcium ion transmembrane transport; regulation of cytosolic calcium ion concentration. Bases 86 to 3562 code for a protein of 1158 amino acids. Gene Ontology annotation, cellular component: cation channel complex; membrane. The transcript has 24 exons. The record is from RefSeq and is a predicted model, not a curated record. Gene Ontology annotation, molecular function: store-operated calcium channel activity; protein binding; inositol 1,4,5 trisphosphate binding.